AUAUGCCAUCAUCAUAUUUGUACUGCAUUUGUAGUCGCCUUACCCGAGUCAAAGCAAUCGAUAAUUUGUUCAGUUCACAGAAAGUAUAUUUUACCGAUUUGGCCGCUCAUUUAAUUUUACUUUACCUAUACUUCUUUUUUAUCAGUUUGGAUAAUGUCAUUGUUUACCUUCAAAGAGCUCUGGGCUGUAGAAUGUGGUGAUGGGCAUAACGAGUUUACUUCCGGGUCGCUAGUAUGGUCAAAUUUCGACAAUUCACCUGAUGGAUCCGUUAAAUUUGCGUUAGGAAGUUUGACUGGGAUCCUUCGAAUUAUCGGCCACACGUCAUACGAAGAUAUUCAUGAUACCACCGUGUCUAUAUUAGCUGAGGUGAAUCUUGGAUAUCCCAUUUUGCAGAUUGAAUCGGAUGUGUUUAUUGGCGGAUCUGAUGACAUCAAUUUGGCUAUACUCCACCCAUUCAAACUGGCCGUUUAUGGGGUUUCCAAGCUUGCCGGACAAGUAGAGCAUGGGUCACAAUAUAAAGUGACUCUUCUGUAUGAACAUAUACUCAAACGACACGCUUUUAAUAUGUGUUGUGGACCUUUUGGACACGGUACAUCAUUCGCAAAAACCAAUAAAGAUCGUCCGAGUAAGAGCAAGCGUAGGUUCAUUUGUGUUCAGUCUUUGGAUGGAACCCUUUCGUUUUUUGAGCAGGAAUUAUUCACGUUCUGCCGAUAUCUUCCGGGAUUCCUCCUACCGGGCCCCCUUGCGUAUGUCCCUGCUUGGGACUCUUUUAUUACAGCCUCAUGGAACGUUGUGUGCUUCAAAUAUACAAGUCUCGCAAUGUCUAAAGACGAUCAGCAACAAUCGCAGGAUACGAGUGUUGGGAAACGUCUGACCCCAGACUGGUCAUUUUGCAUCGGAGAAGAGUGUAUUGGUGAUAUCAAGGUUUUGUCCACGGAUGACCCUGCCACGAGUUGUGUCGUUGUUUGUUCUUUUCGUAACAUAAUGUGUUUUGGAGAUGGCGGAAUUCUUAUUUGGACCAAGAGACUCGACUUUCAAAUUAGCUAUUUCCAUUCGUUUUUAGUGCCAAUAUCACCUAAUGAGCAUGAGUGCAUUACCAUUGCUGGUUCCAGUAACGAGCCCUAUAAUUGUUACGUGUACAGUGGAACAAUGCUGAGAUGGGCAGCACGACUUCCCUUCGCCCCGAUUCAUAUAGACAGAGUUUUCAAUUACAAGAAUAUAAAUGGUGCAAUAUUAGCAAUGAGUGAAAGAGGCACUGUGAUCCUCGGAUUUAUUGGAACUGUUCCAUCACUGUUUGUGGCCCCUCCAGUUCAGUCAAGGGACUUGGAUUACGAAGCUGCAGAAAAAGAAUUGAAUGACUUGAGGAGAGCAAUCACUGCUGCCGGAGAUCAGGAAGUAUCCGCAAGCAAGGACAGCACGGUGGAAAUCAAACUAGAGUUUGAGGGACAGAAAACAAAAUGGAUAGAGACAAAUGGGCUAGAAGUUAUGUCCUUAAUUGGGGUUGUAAAACUGAUGUGCCAUCUUAAGGUUAACGAUGUCAGGGUCACAUUUAGUACACCCAAACCAAUAAUUUGUUCACCAGAUUCUGUCUUAAUUGGGGAUAUUAUUGGGAGACAUUCAUACCCAGUCGAAUUUUACGUGGAAAACGAAAUUGUUCCCUCCGAUCUGCAGUGCGACGUGUUUGUUUUUUACAUCAGCGACAAUGGAUCACCACAUUUUGUACAGAAAUGUGGAAUUCGCAUUCCCCUUUUCAUAGUUGCAAAACCUCAUCACAAGUUGGAAAAGGAUGGAAAUGUGAAAAUUACAUUUUCAGUGAAUAAGCCAGUUGUUAACUUGCUGUCCUUGUAUAAUGACUUUAAUUGGAGUAUCGACGGGGCUGCUCCUGGAAUAAGUUUCAUGUUUCAAUGUGGGGAAAUUGCUUCCUUGCUGUCAUCAACAAAAAAUGCAUCGUCCGAAACCUCUAAAUACAGAAUUCAAGCCCACACCUUGGCCAUAAUCUACGUCAUAUUUCGAGACUUUAUCGACAGGCUUAAUAGAAAAUUGGGAAGAGACAAGACUGAGUUGGUAAUUGAGCCGUUGGGUCUGGACGAAGAAAUGUCUUUGCUAACUGAUUAUUUCCAAGAAAUUGAUGCCCAUGCUGUUCAACGCCAGAGAGACGCUCAAAUUCAAGAUGAAAUUUCAAAUCGGGCUGCGCAACUUCGUGCAAUUCAAAGACGAUUGCUCAUCAGAUUCCGGGACAAGAACCCACUUCCCCUGACUCAACUUGAAAUCUUGUUUGAAGGUUCUUUAGAUCAAGUUGGAGACUGUCUAAACUUUAUUGAAGGCAAUGAUGUGGAGAUGCAAAAAACAGAAACAAAAUUGAGUGGGGCGACGAAGCUGUUGAUAGAAUUAAUAAAGUUAAAGCAUAAAAAUGCAGACAGCGUCUCUUUGUUGCUCAACGGUUUAAGUCCUGAUGUCUGGAACUUUUCCGAUGAAUAUGGAUGGGAAGAAAGUGUUUACACAAGUUUGACUUUCAUCAAGAGCGGAGUAGUUGUUAAUCAGUCAUUGGCUAAUCUGGAUUUAUCCAAAUUGAAACGAGUCAUCAAAUCUUCGGUGGAAAAAGCAUGGAAAGAAGCAUUUUCAAAACAACUAUCGCUACCUGAGGUGUUAUCAAAGCCUUCUGUAGUUGAGCCCGAAAAGUUGGUUGGAAAUGAAAUUCAGGAAAGGAUGACUUCAGCUAGAGCAAGGACGUCUAGGAAAAGAGGGCAAAGCAUGUUAGCCUCGAUACCUGAACCCCAUGAACCCGAGGAUAAUAAUAUCUCAGAACUAGAGAAAAUUAUUGAGACGGCAGAAGUUCACACAGAAAAUACCAUCUCAAAUUUGCAUAAUCUUGAUCAUAAUGAAACGGAGGACACAACCGGACAGUUUUUACAAAAUAAUAAUUACGACGAGGAAACUACUUUAAAGCAAAUUGAUCACUUCCUUACAGAAAACAUUGAAAGUUCUACAAAGAAAGAAAUGCAAGAAAGUAUUGAUAAUUUUUGGUAACUACUUUGUUUGAGGUGGAA
Messenger RNA from Folsomia candida, 3047 nucleotides. It is a transcript of the gene BBS9, whose product is annotated as protein PTHB1-like. Bases 154 to 3027 code for a protein of 957 amino acids. Gene Ontology annotation, biological process: cilium assembly. The transcript is spliced from 15 exons. The record is from RefSeq and is a predicted model, not a curated record. Gene Ontology annotation, cellular component: BBSome; membrane. Lineage: Eukaryota; Metazoa; Arthropoda; Collembola; Entomobryomorpha; Isotomidae.